Messenger RNA from Sphaeroforma arctica JP610, 651 nucleotides. RefSeq lists its product as hypothetical. The transcript is spliced from 3 exons. The record is from RefSeq and is a predicted model, not a curated record. Lineage: Eukaryota; Ichthyosporea; Ichthyophonida. Bases 1 to 651 code for a protein of 216 amino acids.
AUGUAUAUUGCACAUAUACGAACGGCAAAUGCUGACGCUGAUGAUAUCCCCUACAGUGUCACGGCCCACCUCGGCAUCACCAACCAGAGACACAUCUACAACGGUGUAGCUAUUCUCAUCGCAUGCGUCUAUGUGGAGAUAGACAACACACCCGCGUUUGUCCAGGCACUCCUCCAGGGAAGUAACAACACGUGGCAACGGCUUAUGAAUGAACAGCGAGCUACGGAGCCUGCGUUGCUGUGCGAGCUACUGUCUGUCCUGGCAGUGAAUCAGGCCGUAUGCGAACCUUUAGGCCAGGCCUAUGACCCGCAAUUCCUGCGCUUAUUCCCAGAUUGCCUGGCAGUAUACCGAACUUUAGGCACCUCUGGAUUCAAUACAUCCCUCCGCACAGGUUCCGGUCUCGCCGAGCCCUCAGUUUAUAUAGUGGCUGUGCAACGCGCCAUACUCCUUCUGGCCAGGACAUACAUGGCAGCAGUACGCCGAGACGACUACACACCCAUGAGAGACCAUACCAUUACCCCUCUGCUUCAGACAGUGGUGCCGUUGUAUUGCGACGGUGCCCUAGAUGAGCACGUGCUUCUGCUGCUGGUGCAUGUGUCCACCAUCUUGAAGGUGUGUUAUGACGACACAGGUGGCAAGUUAGAAAACUAG